UUUUUUGUUGCUCCCAUCGAUUUUCAUUUAAUUUAUUAUCCCAACGUUUCCAUGGUGAGAUAUUCAAUCCAAUAACUACGUCUCUAACAAGAGCGAGGAAUGCAAAUAUAGAAUAAAAUACGGCGAAUCAAUGUGAUGGAAUUUGCACUAUUUCGUUAGAAUGCCUCGGGUGGAAAAGCAGUGAAAUAAAUAACAAAGUUAUUUGUAACAGAUAAAAGGGUGCGUCGUGUAGUAAGAAUUGGGAUCAGCAACAUCACGACAGCACUUGAGAUAGUAGCAGCAUUCGAUAUGUGCCGGGGAGGUUUGGUCGGUCGGUCGCUCGGCCUGAGGACUGAUCUUGAAACGCGUUGCGUCGUUCAAUUGAUCCAUUCGCAGCGCCGUCCACCAAGACACGGUCCAAAUUUAAACCCAACCAGUUCGGCAGCACUUCAACGCAACAGUUCGGGUAUUACUGUGGCCACGUGGCCGAUACUGGAGAGUUACUUUUUUCGUUGUUGCCAUCAAUUAAUAGCGAAACUCUGAUACUGCCACAGCGUGCAGUUUCGUCAGAUUUAAUCGCACGUCAAAAUUCCAGACAUUCGGCAGCAGCACUCUAUCGUUGGCGGUGUGCGUGUGCGUUACUCAACAUGCUGUUGAGCUAGAUCUGGGAUCUGGGAUGUUUGGAAAGUACGAACCCUUGUGUGUUGGGGUUAGUUUUGUGUGUCGUCUAGAAGGUAGCAGUUCCUGUUUUGACCGUCCCAGCAAGUCAUACGAUAAGAAUGUCGGAGAAUGCUAUAGUACCACCGCCAAGGUUACACCAUAAUGUGCUACCACCACCUGGCAUACAUCCAACAGCAGCGAGAGAAUAUCGCCCACCACUGUCGAUCAUCAAGUUUCUCGAACUGUCGCUGGCAAUAACCUGCACCACCCUGCACUACUACAGCUUUGACGAUGGUGAUCUGGUGACGGGAUUUCUCGCCACCGGGACCUUCUGUGGGUUCAUCGUCAUUCUCUUCACUAUAAUGGCAGGUUACCUUAUGAAGGCUCAUCUUCAUCGUCGGCUGAGUAUCUUCUACAGCUUGCUCGGGUGUGCCUGUUUUCUAACGUCCGGUGUCUUCAUUAUCGAGGCGUGGGAGCACGCAUUCCGCACACGGACACGCGAUCUCGCCAUCACCAAGGGGUCGAUAGCCGUCAUCAAUGGUGUGAUCUUUCUGAUGGAUACGAUCUUUACCUUUCGUGACCGAAAGUGAACCACGCGUGACGGUGCACUACUAUGUGCCGUACACCAUAUGUACCGAUGUUUAGUGUUUGGUGUUGAAGUUUUCGCUCUAGCUCGCUGUAGAUCUUAACGCAAUAAAGUGUCUACUAACAGAUGGA
Anopheles stephensi (Asian malaria mosquito) is the source of this 1356-nucleotide messenger RNA. RefSeq lists its product as uncharacterized. Bases 759 to 1229 code for a protein of 156 amino acids. The record is from RefSeq and is a predicted model, not a curated record. Gene Ontology annotation, biological process: septate junction assembly. The transcript has 4 exons. NCBI's taxonomy places the organism in Eukaryota, Metazoa, Arthropoda, Insecta, Diptera, Culicidae.